Amoebophrya sp. A120 is the source of this 543-nucleotide messenger RNA. Lineage: Eukaryota; Dinophyceae; Syndiniales; Amoebophryaceae. The record is from the annotation of a GenBank genome assembly.
AUGCCGGUGCGCAAAAACGAUGCGAAGCGCGUUCACGCUCCGCGCCCGGUAAAAUUGAAAAAGGGCUUGUCCAGUAAGCCCAUUGCGACACUCGGUAACGGGGAAGCACAGCAACACGAGAAGCUCAGCCUGUUCGCUGUAGAACCUCUUCAACGAAGCGAUCUUGUGAAGUGCACGGGAUACAAAAAAGCCGUGACGACGCUCUACCAUGCCACCAGUGAAAAAAGUGCAGCGAGCAUUGUUCAACAGCAACGGCUCUUCGGCGGAACGCAAGGCAGUCUCGGGGGCGGUAUUUACCUUUGCAAAUCGCCUGUCGAGGCGAGGAUGCGACAACGCGCUGUCGGCCAGGCUAAAGAUGCCGUGGUCUUGGAAUGCACGGUGAAAACUGGCAAUGUGGCGGUUGUGCGAUCGGGCAAAAAGGUGGACGUGGCGAAGUUGAAAGCGUUCGGGUGCAGCACCGCUAAGGAGGAGGGAAAAGAUGUGUGGAUGGUGCCCAGUUCUAGUUGGAAUAAGAUAAACGCAAAUCCACCGCUAUCACGAUGA